Messenger RNA from Drechmeria coniospora, 1479 nucleotides. RefSeq lists its product as uncharacterized. Bases 1 to 1479 code for a protein of 492 amino acids. Lineage: Eukaryota; Fungi; Ascomycota; Sordariomycetes; Hypocreales; Ophiocordycipitaceae. The transcript has 4 exons. The record is from RefSeq and is a predicted model, not a curated record.
AUGUUGCUGGGUGAGGGAUAUCCGGUCGAAGGCGGCGGCGGGCAUGCCACGGCACGGGACCGUGAAGAGGAGGAGGAAGCUGGUCUCGCAAGCCACUGCUUCGGCGGAAAGGGCAAUCGAAAGCGGGUGGCAGCCAGGCAGGCAUCGCGUCAGCUCCUCUGCCGAGCGCCACCGUCGCCAACAGCUUGGGGGCCGCACUCCAUGAUCAUCUGGCCGGUAGACUUUUUUAUUUGUGCGAGAGCAGAAGAGAGAUGCAGCAUGCUCGGUCCGCCGUGUUUGUUCAACCUCGUCCCGGCGGCAAGGCUGCAGCGCAGAGCGGAUGCGGGCUCGAGUCGGAUCCAGCUCAACCUGCGGUUGUGGGAACGACGGAGCGGGCGACGGCUCGGAGGGGUACGGGGCAGGCAGUCCCGUGCAAGUGGACGGGCUAGGUCGUCGUCAGAUGAUGGGAUAAGCAGCAGGGAUAUCGCGCCGCAACAGUCGGUGAGGGAUCGGAGUAAGCCUCAAACGAGUGCUCCCGCGGCGCCGGAGAGCAGCGCCCUUCCGGGAGGCUCGCAGAGGGGCUUGGGGGCGACCGAGGGUGCGGUGCGACAGCCGUGUGACGGCGACGUCGGAGAUGAGGCAAACGUCUCGGUGGCCCGCCACACCCAUGGUGGCGGCGACGAUGACGGUGACGAAAGGAUGAAAUAUCACCACGCACGUAUCUCGCCGCGACAACCCUUCGGAGGAAAAGGCACCGAGGCAGGGCACCAGGGCGAGGCACCAGGGCCAGACCGACAACCACUGACCGAGGCCCCCUCCUUCCUGGGCCGGCGCGGCGUUGCGAUGAUGGGGCAGGAGCGAUCCGUCGCACGUCACGAGCUCGACGUCGCAACGGACGGCCCGCCGCCGCCGAGCGAGGCCAGGUCCUGCCGUAUUGGCCAUGGCUGGCGGGCGCCGAAGGAAGCAGCGCGCCCGUCGAAGCUCGGUGGAAGGCAGGCACACCACCUUUGCAGGCUCGCAGCACCCCGUAGCGUGCCGUCGAGGGCUGCCGUGAUGAGCGACGUCAUUAGCCGCUGGGAGAGACGGAUGGCAAGACGGAGUACGAAGCAGGCGAAUGACGUUGUUCCGGCGGCGUCGGCCAUGUGCUCUUGCCUCGAACACACGGCGACCUCGUCGGCCUCAUGCACCACGAGACGGGACGUCGCUGCCGACGAAAAUCGACCACGACAUGCGUACCGAUGCCGCACCGGACACCGUCUGCUCUCACCCUGGACUGUCAUGGAGCUUGCCUGCUUGACCCGGAAAGGGGGUCCCUCGAAAGACUCGGAUCCUGGCCCGUUGGGCUCCGGGACCGUCGAUGAGGCAUGCACGUCGCAGUCAUUGCAGACGUCGCCGCCAGACAUGAUAGGGAGCACAGGAUGCCAUGAUUCGCCUCGGCAACGUGUCCGGCCCGAUGACGCCGACGAGGAGGUCGCCGUGCGUGUAUGGACGCAUGUGUAA